This is a messenger RNA of Plasmodium inui San Antonio 1, 3123 nucleotides long. Its product is annotated as serine/threonine protein kinase. Gene Ontology annotation, molecular function: ATP binding; protein serine/threonine kinase activity. Gene Ontology annotation, cellular component: cytoplasm; nucleus. Lineage: Eukaryota; Apicomplexa; Aconoidasida; Haemosporida; Plasmodiidae. The record is from RefSeq and is a predicted model, not a curated record. Bases 1 to 3123 code for a protein of 1040 amino acids. Gene Ontology annotation, biological process: protein phosphorylation; mitotic DNA damage checkpoint signaling. The transcript has 15 exons.
AUGAAGGACUGCUCGAGCACGCGUAAAGACAGCGCUGUUUGGGGAGCCCUCAACGGCGGCGCCACUGGCAGUACGAAGAGCAACAUUAUUACGACCCCCAUUGUUGGAGAUAAGAACGACCUGACCAGUGGAACGCGCAGCGAGCACGGGGAGUGCAUCAGCAGGGAAGAAGCACAAAGGGAGGAAGCCCAGUUAGGCGGUGCCAACAGGGGAAGUGAAAAGUGUGCAGAGGGGAUGAGGGAUAAAGGUGUACCCCUGCAGAACGACCAACAUGCAGAUGGGCUGAGCGAUAAAGGUGUACCUCCGCGGAGCGACCAACAUGCAGACGCGGAAAACGUACACAGGACCCACAUUGACACGCUGCGGAAGCUGAAGUCAAACCCAGAAAUAAAUCUAAAGAGAGGGGAAGAAAUAGUUAAGAGCGCGUGUGUGUUCGUCUCGGACGAUCUGACAUUAAAGAGGAAAAUUGAAUCCCCGACGGAGGAGUUUAUAAAGCGACUCUCCAUGAAUGCCUUCCAUUUGUACUUCCCCCCGUAUGCCUCGUGUUAUAACCAAAUUUCAAUGGCCCUGCUUUAUCUCAGUGGAGACGUAGGGGACAUUCUCAUUGGGCUCAAAUACUUAAUAGAGAACCUUGACGAAGUAAACUUCCUAGUGUUGAGCUUUAUUGCGAAACUGAAAAAGAAAAAAAAAGUGAAGAACAACCAGGUGGUCCUGCACCUCAUCGAGUUUCUCCAAAACAGACUCUGCGAAGAGAACUUAAAUUAUAAAUACAGCCGGGAACACAUGUUGGACUUUUACGAUAAUCUCAUGCAUAGCAAGAGGACUUUCUUCGAGUCAGGCCUUGUGAAGGACGCGGUGGACGUGAAGGACCUCAGGCUAAUCUACUUCUACACGCACGGCGUUCGGAUGAAGAGAGAGAGCAGCUUUCUGAAGGAGGUACUCCAGCCGAGCAGUGACUCCCCCGCCGACGCGGAGAAUCCUUCCCGCGAAGGGAAAGUGGACACCCAAGUGAAUAGAGAAGCGAACAUCCAAGUGCGUGGCCAACUGAAUAGACGAAACUUUGUCAUUACAGACAGUGGACACGAAUUACAUUUCAAAUGUAAAAAAAAAAAAAGGAAAAAAAAACUGGUGGGAGAGAUCCCCGUCCCGAAUGUACACCUAGGGUUACACUCAUGCUUUAGAGAAAAAUCCAUCUACGAUGUUGGAAGUUGUGAUUUGUUUUUAAAAAAAAAAACAAUGUGUAAGUAUAUUUCCAAGUGUGUUGGGCGGUACAUGAAGGGUCGGAACAUGUGCAGAAACGGAGACACCCAUAUUUGCAGCUGCCUCUCCAGCAUCAUUGUAAGCGUGUUCAGUGACGCCAAACUUCGCGAAAAGGUUAACAUCGCCAAGAAGGAAGUCAAGAGUGUUAAAAACGUUUUGGUUAAAAUUAGGAGGAUAGAGAAUUUGGUGGAGAGGAUGAUAAAGUACGACCCUGAAAAUGUGAUCUCUACGACGGAGGAGAUCCUCCCCCAGCGAGGAAGUCAAGAGGCACAUAAACGUAACGCAGAUGGGCAGAGGGAUAGAAGUCAAGUGAAAAGGAAACGCUCUGAAGUGGAAGCAGAACUUCCCGAGGAGGAACCUCCCCAACGGACGAGCGGCGAAGUGGCCAUUUCAAAUUGUUGCGACACUCGUGAAAGGACAUUCUCUGAAAUAUUUUCCUCAGAAAAUCGGAAAAAAAAAAAAAGAAAAAAAGACAAGGGCAAGGAGAAUGAUGCGGACAGGGGGGGUGACCAAGAACAUUGGGAUGCAGAAAGGGAAGAAAGGGAAGGAAGCGACGAAAGCGAAGAAAGUGAUGAAAGCAUAAAAACGCACUACUACGAAAACUACGAUUUUAAUUUUGUCUUCCUGGGAAGUGUAAAAAAGGGAUCCGAUAGGCACAGGUCUUUGUUGUUUAAGCUCCUCUGCGACUCGGUGGAUAUCCCCUGCCGAUUUGUGCGUUACGUGAAGAACCACAGGGUCAAGUAUUUCAACCUCGUCUUAGUUUCAUCCCUUCCAGGUUCCGCCGCGACAAAGCAAAACAUCCCCGAGUGCAUUAUUCCCAUCUUCUGGGAGGAUAAGACAAAAACAAAGACCAGCUCAAGUGCGCAGUCGAAGAUAACCGUUUCGAACUUUACCAAUAAUGUGAAAAUGACUCUUGGAUACAUUGACCGUUUUUUUUUGAAAAUAUGGGAGGGAAACAACGAAGUUGUAAACCUAGACGAGUACUUCAUCUUUGAGAAGAAGUUGGGAGUUGGUGGAUUUGGCGAAGUAUGGGACGUGUCGCUCAAGGAGGAUAGAGAAGUUCAGAGCUCAUUUUUUUUUCCGUGCAUAAAAGACACAACGCACUUCGCUCUGAAGAUUAUGGACAUGAACGAAUUCAACCUGAAUGAAUCUGUGAUUCUGCGGGAGAAGGCACACACCAACGUCGUGAAGCUUUACUGCACCUUCAAAGGCUACCAACUACUGCUGAACAGGCAGCACCAGGAGGAGAAGAAGGAGUGCCUCUGCUUUCUGCUGCAGCUAGCCGACACGUCAUUGGAAAAGGUCUUCUGCGACAAGGGAGCAGCAUACAAUCUGAAUUUCGUGCGACUGACCCUGUUGGAGAUAGCCAACGUAAUGUCCUUCAUUCACAAGCCAAAUGCCAGACAAGAAUUUUACAUAUAUCGGGACUUGAAGCCGGACAACGUGUUGAUAAAGGAGAAGAAGAUCCUCCUGACCGAUUUCAAUCUGUCUAGGAAGGUCGACGAAGAUUUCGAGUACCUUAUGAGUCAGUGUUGUGGCACAAAGGGGCACUUAGCACCUGAGCAGAAAAGCGUGGCUUACAACAGGACUGUUGACAUUUGGGCCUUUGGAGUUAUUGUGUCUAAAUUUUUAAAGCACAAAAAUUUUCACUACUUUUCGCAUGGGGGAUAUAAGGUGGACUUAAAACAUUUUGAGGUUCAGGACAAAUUCCUGAUAAACCUGCUGCUCUCCUGCAUCGACGAGAACCCUUUCAUGCGGCCUACCUUCGGAGAGAUUUCCCGGAUGAUUAUUAACGAAAUUGUGAGGAACGAGCUGGAGAGGUAUGGUCGGGCCACCCUUUUGAAGACAACUUGGGAGAAGUAG